Messenger RNA from Cantharellus anzutake, 474 nucleotides. RefSeq lists its product as uncharacterized. The record is from RefSeq and is a predicted model, not a curated record. NCBI's taxonomy places the organism in Eukaryota, Fungi, Basidiomycota, Agaricomycetes, Cantharellales, Hydnaceae. Gene Ontology annotation, cellular component: fungal-type vacuole membrane. Gene Ontology annotation, biological process: calcium ion transmembrane transport; intracellular calcium ion homeostasis. Gene Ontology annotation, molecular function: calcium:proton antiporter activity. The transcript has 6 exons. The annotation marks the transcript as partial.
GGUCUGCUGGUGAUCUCUCGCGGAACGUCCCUACUGCUUUUGGGCGUCUACAUUGCGUAUUUGAUCUUCCAGUUGAAGACUCAUACUGGCCUGUUCAUGCCCGAGGUUGAGGGGGAGAUGGAGGAGGAACCUGCACAAAUGAAUGUAGUGUCUACCAGCGUUUCGCUUCUCGCUGUCACGAUCCUUACCUCUUGCAGUGCCGAUUGGCUUGCUUCUAUUGAAGAGGCUGCUGACAGAUACUCGAUCCCCAGACAUUUCACCGGUCUCGUUCUUGUCCCGUUCGUGGUGCGAAGCGAUAAUCCAUUGGGGCUGUUCACAAGUGUUUUGAUGACUGCGAAGGGGAAAAUGGAAAUGAUGAUGGGCCUUGGCGUUGGCAGCUCGAUCCAAGUUGCUACUUUCGUCAUCCCUCUACUUGUCACGAUUGGGUGGAUAAUUCGCCACGACUUGACGCUCUUCUUCGCUAAUCUGGAGUGA